GCUGCCACACGCACCCCACUCCCGCACACGCCCGCGGGUGCCCGUGGCCUCUCGAAGGGGAAAGGGCUGCUCUGAAUCUACUCAUCACCCAGCCUGUAUUUGUGCUUGGGAUUGCCCUGACCUGUGUGCAGAACCUUGCAAUUUGCCUUGUUGGAUUUCAUGAGCACAAGGAACUGAUUGAAACUCCAGGUAGAAGAUAAACUUAAGAAUAAGAAGAAACUUGCAUACACUGAAAAGAAAUCACAGAAGGAUUGUGGAGAAGGAUCUAGAGUACAAGUUCUGGUAGGAAAAUGACUCGCCUGGCACAGGAGCAGGAGUUAUGAGCCAUGUCCCUGUGAGACCUUCAGAGUUACGAGCAAAUGCCUGGAGAAGUCCAGUUGCACAGAGCAGCACUGCAGCUGUUGUGAACCGCGGGCAUCUACGUCUCUCAGACUUGCUCCUCUGGCCACGAGCACUCCGCCAGCAUUUCCUACCCCACGAAUGGCUACUCAGAGGAAGCACUUGGUGAAAGAUUUCAAUCCUCAUAUCACCUGCUAUAUCUGUAAAGGCUAUCUCAUCAAGCCAACUACAGUAACUGAGUGCCUACAUACCUUUUGUAAGACUUGUAUUGUUCAACACUUUGAAGACAGCAAUGACUGUCCCAGGUGUGGCAACCAAGUGCAUGAGACCAAUCCACUAGAAAUGUUAAGGCUGGAUAACACCUUAGAGGAAAUUAUAUUUAAGCUGGUGCCUGGACUUCGAGAACAGGAACUGCAGCGAGAGAUCGAAUUUUGGAAGAAAAACAAACCUCAAGAAAAUGGACAAGAUGAAAGCCCAAAAGCUGAUAAACCCAAAGUUGAUGAGGAGUGUGAUGAAAAUGAAGAAGAUAAAGACUAUCACAGGAGUGACCCACAGAUUGCUAUUUGCCUUGACUGUUUACGCAACAAUGGGCAGUCAGGAGAUAAUGUAGUCAAAGGUUUAAUGAAGAAAUUUAUCCGCUGUUCUACUCGAGUGACCGUGGGAACUAUCAAAAAGUUUCUCAGCUUAAAAUUAAAACUUCCAAGUUCUUACGAGCUGGAUGUACUAUGCAAUGGAGAAAUCAUGGGGAAGGAUCAUACUAUGGAAUUCAUCUAUAUGACAAGAUGGAGACUAAGAGGCGAAAACUUUCGGUGUCAGAACUGCUCAUCUUCGCAAGUCUGCUCACAGGAUGGCACUUUUUUUCAGUCUUACCCUAUGGUACUUCAGUAUCGACCUAGAAUUGACUUCGGUUAGACCAAAGGGCCAGAUCCCACUGAGAUGAAUCCUGCACUAUUUGUUUACCCAUCGACAGAUUGCACAAUGAAUGGAUGUGCCUGGAUUAGGGGGACACAACCAGAUUUUCAGCAUGCAAAUAAGGACAUUGUCUUUCUUAAAAUCAUCAGUUGCAUCUCUGUUGUUUCUAUUAGAGCAAGCCAAGUGCCAUUCUGCUACUGAAAUGUGUAUCUUACGAGUGUGCUGUAAAUCAUAGCCAAAAUCAUGAAGUGUACAUUCAAGAUUCAAAAACUAUGGAAUAUUUUUGCUUGCGUGUUAAAAAAUUUUUCUGGUCCUAAUAUUGAUUACACUAGCAAAAUGGCAACGUGCUCAUUCCAUGUGGUGUUGCAGUUUCACACACUUACUAUUUUACUGAAUAUUGUUGUUGAAAUCAUAGAGUACUGUACAAAUAACUAAGGAUUAUACCUUGAAAAUAUUUUGUAUAGAAAAUAUAUUUAGAAAAGUGGUGAUUGGUCCACUACCUUUUUCUUGAUAAGCUUCUCAUGGGUCCAGGUAUAGCUCACUCAUGAGUGUGCAACAGUCCUUUUGCAGUGAAUGAAGAUUAUUUACCCUUAACAAGAGAUGUAGAACAUGGUAAUUCAAAACAGUAAUUUUAAAUCUCCUAAAUAGAUUCUGCUAAUAUUGCUUAAAAGCAUCGCAGCCUUUGUGAUUGCACUUUUCUAUGGUUUCCCUAAAGAUUGGAAUUUGGGAUACUAGCUAUUUUUGGACAAUGGCUUCUGGUCAGAUUACAUUUCUUCUAAUAAUGCCUCCAUAAAAAUGAAGUUUAAAAUAAUGUAAAUGUCUAUGGGACAAAUAAAUUUCACUAUAAGAUUACAAACAAGGAAAAAUUUUACAUAAUUAUUGCCUUUCAUAGUAAAAAUUUCCUUUUAAGAUUGGUUGCAGGUAUAUAAUAUGCUAAGACAAAAAUAAUACAUAGCUUUAAUUACAUUAUAUAUCUCUUGUGUCUCUCUGGAGUUUAGAAUUCAUUACAGAAAUUUCCAUUAGUUAAAGUCACAUCAUAAAACUAUUUCCAUAAAAUUAGAGGUAACGCAAUACUGAAGAUAAGCAGUCUGACCAAAAUAAUUGUUCAGGUAAUUUUUUUUCUAAGACCUGGUAGUGCUGGAUAAAAAGUGAUUGUUGCCUUAGGUAUUGCAACCGUAAUGGUUCUAGUAUAGAAUGUUUAUUGGGGUUUCCGGUAAUGUUGCAGGGAGCAUAGUAAUGUGUAUGUUUUCUUUAGUCUUCUGUUGUCUUUGCUCUGCUUAAAAGUCAGUUGAGUUUUUCACUUCAAAUUAUGUGGAGAUACUUAUAGUUCAGUACCUUUGUGUAAUUUCUACUUCAUACACACCUGCUAGUAUUGUAGAUUACUAUUUACUUUCUCAUGCCUUUUGCAUACAGCAAAAAGGAACCAAAUCGAUUUUUCAGAAGCUACUAUAGAGUGAAGUAAUCAUUCUUAGAUAGGACAAAGUGAAAAAUCUAUCUUGGGAUCAAGUAUAGAAGAUAGAUGCAAGGCUGUAGUUCCUUUGUAAAUUUAUGUUCAUGUGUAUUAGUAUGUUUCUGUAGGAGAAAUAAGCAUGUUGUGGAUUAAAUCUGGCCCCUUUAAUGUUCAUAGGAGUUCUAACAUUGAUGAUUUGAGGAAUCCAUAUAUAGUUGGGUUGAAUUCUACCAUUGCACUCCAAAGCCCAUAUGACAUGCAGAAAUAAAGAUGCUGUCGGUAGCAGUCUGUUUAGGAAACCUGCCAUUGCAGGUCAAGGUUGCACAUAUUGUGCAGAUGCCAGUGAACCUGGGGAAGCAAAACAUUCAGGAAGCUGCUGCUCCUUUCUGCAGGCAUAGUGUGCUCACUGAUACAGGUACUGGCUUACCCACACCGUAGAUGGGAAGGGUGCACAUGCUGGCUGCAGGAAGCAGUCAUCUUUUUGCCCACCCAGUCUAUGAUGUGCUACUUGACAGAAACAAUAGGAUACUCCAUUUGGGAGGCUAUUCUCCUCUGCAGAGUCUCUAGGGAAAAAUAGGUUCUUUGUGUAUAUAGAGGUCCUCCUCAUGGAGCAGCUUGGAAGAGCAGAGCGUGCAUUCUAAUUGCAAAUCAUUCUUCUCUUUAGUAUAUACAGUUGUUUUGUAUGGUAGAAAUAAGGUAUUAUUUGUAAAUACUUACAUGCACAUACAAAUGACACCUUACAGUUUUUAUAUAUUUCACGUGUUUUUAUAUCAGAAUUUUCACCACAGAUUCACUUGACGCAGAACACCUGUUUCAAUUACUUGCAGUAGUAAUGGUAGUACUCUUAAGCAUACUUUCUGCUUGGUUCAGGGGACAAUUUUUUUCUCAACAAUUGCACGUUUUUGACAAAUCUGAACAGACUUAUUUUAAAAAGAGAAGAACACAUUAUUUUUAAUCCAUUUCAAGUUAUCUUACACAGAAGUUUGCAUCCAUCUAACUGGGCCCCUGAAAUAGGACUACUUUGUGUUGGCUUCUAAAUGGCAACUAACAGAAGAUUUGACUGUUAAUGACUUUCUACAUUCACAAUUCAGAGAACUAUGAAUUCUCUUGAUUAGAAUUGGACAUCAGUUUAAUUCAUGGUAUUUUCUUGAUGCAAUUUAAAGAUAGAUUACAGAAGGCAAAUCUUCAUUUUAAGCAUGGAAAAUACUGACAGAUAUGAUUUAAUGUUCCCAGAUGAGAGUCAUGGCAUUAAACGCAUACAAUCUAGCCACCUACACUUUAUGCAUCUCUGAUUUGAUGGCACAGUGCCUGAGUGCUGUUAUAGUUUAAUAUUUUGUAGCAGUGAAGUGCCAGUGAAAUACAUAUCUUAACUGGGCAGCUUGUAUAACACAGGCAUUGCCUUCUUUACUGGAAAUUUCUCUGUUGUUUAGUGUGUAUGUGCCAUGUGUUUACAGAUAUGCAAAUUUAAUUCAUUUGUGCCAAUUAAGAACAUAAGAACAGCAUAGGAAUAUGAGGAUGCGUGUACAGAUUCCUGUGUGCCAAAGAUGGGUAAAGUGAAAUAAGUACCUAAGCAUUCCAUUAAAACUGCACCACACGCCAUCCUAGAGCAGAUGACUGUAUACAGUCACACUUUCUGAGCAUUUUCAUGACAAAGCGUCACCACUGCAUGUUUGUAAAGACUAGGAAUAUAAAAUAAGUGUUGCUGCCACUGUGUUUCUAUGGCUUUCCCAUAUUGGCAGUACCUAGCUGCAGAGAAAUAAGACCUAAAAUAUUCUGUACUACUACCUAACCAUGCUGUCUCUUUCUCGGAACAUUUGGUGCUUUUUUUUCUUUCCCUAAAAGUGAAAAACUUGUAUCUGCUUUUAACUCUGGGGUAACUCAUUAAUGAAAGACAUAAGCAACUUUUUGUUGAGUUUAGCUGUGUGCUGCAUUUGUCUAGUAAGAAACUGUAAGCUAGAAUUUACAAAUGAGAUCCUCUGAUACCUCAAACAAUAUGGAAUUAGACUAUUAAUGAAGAAAUGUAUCUUCUAUCAUGCAUUACUACACUGCUUGCAGCUAAGGGCCUAGUCCUAUAAACAUAUUUUUAUUUGGAUGAAAUACCAAAUGAGAUUACUAUAGUAAUCUAAGUGACUCAUCACUAUAGUAGGUACUGUUCACAUGAAAGCUUCUGGGAUUUGGGUCCUAGGAGUAUGCAAUGCUAUACGUAUAUUGUGCAUACUCAGCUAGCUUGCAGUUCUUAUGCAAAAAAAAAAAAUAUAAAAAGUAUUAUUUGACUUUACUGAAAAGGUUAUGUAAAGCAAAGUGCCUGAUUAUUAACACAGAAUACCUUUUAAGCCCAUUAUUUGCAUUUGGCAGAGUAAUAUUUGCUUCUGUAUUUUAUCUAUGUUCUUAAUAUUUUCAGCAACAAUAUUUCAUAAACAUGCCAUACUGAGAAGCUUUCUUUCAUGAGAAACAAGCAGAAAAAUAAAUGUGUUCUGUUAGAUAAUUUAAAAUCGAAAAAACCUUUUAUAUUCAAAUUAUUUCAUUUUCUGCAUGAGGAACCCUUGAAUUCUAGAUCAUGGUCUUUUUUUCUCCAUAGGUUCCAAUAAUUGGACUUUUCUCUUCUGCAGUUAUCAAAAACUGUUCCAGUGUAGCUGCAGGAGAAAAAAGAUUGAUCACAUUCCCUUUAAAUGUAAACUAGGCUCUUGUUCUCCACUGCAGACAAAGCAAUGGUCCAGACUCAUCUCUCCCACAUAUAAUUGUUAGGCAUGACUUUGUGAGAGAAGUAAACAAUUUUUCCUUCUCUGCUGUUUUCUAAAAUAACAAAAUAGUCCAGGGUUUAGUCUUCUAUUUGAACCAAUCACUGAGUUGUAUUGUUCCAUUUGUGGGGUUUUUUACAUUUUCAUAUCACUGAAGACACCGAGAGGCAUUCACUUCCCAGAAAAAAUACUCUUGGGAGGACUUGCAACAUAAGGAAUAGCAUCCACCUCAGCCAGAUACUAUGUCUGGUAGAAAUACGAGAGAAUAGAUAGUUGUUCAAAGCCAGUCCUAAGUCUCAAAAGAAACAGAUUGAGCCCUGUUUCUAGAGGGGCUAUAAUAAAAUACUGGUCAAUUACAUGGACUGAUCAAACUCAUUUUUAUCCCAGAAAAUACCAAAGGCAGUUAAGACUUACAUGCCUAUCCACAAUGAAUAUAUGAACAGAGGUGCUUAAAUCAAGAUCAUGGUCCAGUUUCUUCACCUGACUUAUACAGGUUGAAGGCGUCUGUUUGCUUCCAUCAAAAAUGUAUAUAUCAUUCAGGAUUUUACUUCAUGCUAUGUUAUUUUAUUAUUUAGCUCAUUUAAAAUGUCUAUUCAGGCACCCUCUGUCCUGUAAUUAAUUCUAGGUUCUUAAACAUAUUUUGCCUAUUCCCAUAUCCCACCGUAUUUCAUGCCCAAGUAGAAACAUCGAAGAGCUAUGAAGGAGAAAUUGGACAUGAGGAAUCAGCUCAAUAGGUUUCCUUUGUCAGGCAGCUCUCAUGGAUUCCAGCAAAAUUUUCAUGGUUCUACAUUUUGAAUCCUUUAUAGCCAGUUUGAACAAGGUAAUGCUUCAACAGGGUGUUCAGCUAAAGACACUUGAGGAAGGAUUGCAGUCUGCUGGAGCAUGUUCCAGGAUGAAAUCCGAGACACAAGUGGGUUGAUUUGCCCUAAAGGAAAUGUGAAAAGCUUCCAACUGCUCAUUUACCACUAGUUUUAUCACAUAUGGGUAGUCCAGCCUUCAGACCUCAGCUGAAACAUCCUUCUGUAGGAAUGUCCUCCAAAAGACGAUCUUAUGGUAAUAUAUUUUUCUUCAUAAGCAGAUCUACCUGUUGAUUUUUUUUUUUUUUAAACUGCUGUCUAUACUGUCUGUAGAUCAGAUUAAAACAUUAGAUUCCAGAAUAGGAAAUUGAUUAAUUAAUGAAUUCCUGACAGAUUCUUCCAUCCUAGGUAUGUGCCAUAAAUGUUCUGAAUUUGGGUAGCUUGCUACUACAGCUGAGUAAGGAUGUUUCAUUCUCUAGUGAGUAAUUUAGAUCCGUACAGUUCUGGAGUGUGGCAGUGAAACAGAGGAGCUCUAUAGAUGGGUUGGAAUGUGCAGGCCACCUUUUGUACUUGCAGAAACAGAUCCAGUUUGUAGGCUUAGAAUGGAGGGGACAUUCUGGAAAGAUGGCUACAAGUGGAAGUUUUUGCCGUUACAUUCAUUUUAACCAAAGAGAGGCAUUAGUUUGACUUGCGUGUUUAUCAGAACCAUUAGGCAUACUUUUCUUUGAAAUAACUUUUAUUUGUAGUUUUAGCAAAUGCUUCUAACAAGGUUAAUAACAUGACAGUUGACAGGAUGAGGUGAACAGAAUGAGGUGUGCAUUUCCUUUUUCCUCAUGAUAGUGAGUGGAAAGCAAAGUAUGAGUUGAGAGUAGCUUGCUAUACAAUAUACAAAAUUGCUGCAACAGUAAAACGUUUGUGCUGCUAGUUAACAUACUGAGGUCUGUAUUACAAAUGAAGUUGUAAUAAAGAUGUUUAUUAUCAAAGUGCGAGGCACAUAUUUUAUGAUGCUAUUCUAACCCCUAAAAAUCUGUUUUGUAUUUAUAUUGAUUAUAGUAGACAUUGUUGCUGUUGUCUUAUGAAUUUUGAUGCAGUAAAAUGAAACAUGCUUUGUUUUUACUGAAAAAUAUCACAUACUAAUUGAUUUCAAAUAACUCUUUGUUGUCAGAUAUUUAGUUUGUUCAUUAAAAAAGUUCUUUUAAAAUAAACUAUUUUUAUGGAUAAUCUGAUUGCCUAAUAGUUUUAAGGGACCUAUUUAAUACCAAAGGUAAAGCCACCCAGAAACUGACUUGGAAUAAGGCAUUGACACCUUUCUGGAGUGCAGUGGUCAUGAGUUACACCUGAAAUCAGUCAAGCAGAACUUUACUGGUGGUAGCUGUCUGUGUCACCAAGCUAAAUGGUUAGGCACACCUAGGAGUUUCCAAAACAAAGUAGGAAAGGAAAAGAACAACAGGAGUAGCAUAAAGGUUGAGUUAACGGACCUAGAGUAGCUCUUUGAGUCAUAGCUCAUGUUCCCGAAAAAAAGCACAAAGGCUUGCAUUACUGAUGUGUCUGCUAUACCUGGCCUGUGAACUAAUAAAAAACUUCAGUGUGCUGUCAAUCCUGUAAACCUUCCAAAGCACAAAAUAUUCACCAAGCUACUUUUGGGUUUUCUAGUUGUAGUUCAGUGAUAUUUUGGAGGGUGGAAAAGACAGACUUUGAGGAAUAAGAAGAUAUUAGGUAUGUUUUACAGAUUUUUAUAGAUAUUUUUUUAGCAAAUGGCGUUGCUGUCCUUGACAUGAGACCAUUGAUUAGCAAGAAGUUGAUUAUUUUACUUGUGCAGAAUAAAAUAGAAAGAAUAAAGAAAUCCAAAUAUCUUGAUUUCCUUUUCCAGGAUAGUGAUUAAAUAAACUGGAAAGUAAUAGGACAAUUUAAUUAUUUAGCUGACUGAAAUAUUUCAUUCUAAAAACUUACUGAUCAUAUUUUUUUCCUCAAGUACAAGCUUCUUAGAAUAAACAUGAAGCAAUGCAUCAUUUUUUCCCUUAUUGCAGACUUAACUAUUGAAAGGAAAAUAUUUUGCGUUUUUUAAAAUUAAUGCAAAGCCUGAAUUGUUGGACGUUCCAGGCUACUGAAUGGAUGAUGUAGAGUUACUCUCAAUGGAUUAUUUGGGGGAUGGGGGCCUAAGUGUCCUUAUAUAAGCUGUGAUCCAAGUUAUGAUAAGAAAGGAGCCUAUGGUGAGCAGUAAUAAUGUUCCAAUGCUUCCUUGCAUUUGAUCAGUAGUUACCAGUUUUUAAUAUAACAGCCCUCACAGUACUUAGGAGCUCAUAGAACAUAUUGUGAUGUUUUGUUGCUAAUUUGUUUUAAAAUAUAAAAUGUUUUAAGCUUUUUGUCAAAAGUGAUAACAUCAUAUUACAAAUAAACCUUUUUGUGGUUGUAAAAUUUAGCUUAUAAAUCAUUCAAAUUGAAGUGAAAAAACACAGGUCAUUGUUAAUGACAGUCUAUCCUACUAUUAAGAAUAUAUGUAUUUUUGUAAAGGAAAAGCACUUGUAGAUAUUUAAUCAGUCCAAUAUCUAUCUAUGUUAAUGUUUUGGAAAAAAAAGAAAACAAAAUGCUGCUUAGAGAAUCACUUUUUUUUUUUUUGCUCAAAUGCAUUUUCUGUUGAUUUAUGGAAUGUUUAUUCUGUGUGAAGUUGUAUAGUUAGUACAGCUGGGCUAAAUGCAUUUCUUAAUUUAAUCAAUUGUAUCUGACUAUGAUAAUACAUUUUCUAUCUGAUCAGAAAGCUGAUUGAAAAACAUAGACUGGUGGUGCUGUUUUUCAUCUUUGACAUUAGCCUCAUCCUGCCUUAUAGCAUUUCUACUUCAUAAUGAUUAUUAAAAAUACUAAUAAUUUUUUUGUGAUAUUUGUGUUUUAAUUGAUGUUUUAGGGUAUAUUUGGUUAUUCACUUGUAUUUUUUUAUGCCUACAAACAUUUUUACAAAAUGGUGACAGAAUUUUGCAUACAGUAUUUAAAAAACAGUUUCCCAGAUGAAAAAGUAUGCCAGAUUAGUAAAGUUUAAUACUUACUUUCCUCCAAAGGAAACUACUGCUGGGUACAUACAAGGAACACGAUUGCAUCACUAAAGUUUCUAAGCUUUUGUACAAAUAGUAUUUUUUAAAUUCAGAAUAACUCUUUCUUAUAAUGUGACUAUUUGCAGCCUCACUCUUAACUGUGUUUUGAUUCAACAUAGUGGAUUAAGACAGUUUCAGGAAAAAAAAAAAAUAACAAACAGUAAAGCAAUGAAUGUUAUUAAAAUACCGUAGAGAGAGGUGACUUCAUUUAUUUGUAGUUUUUAGUGUACAUUCCAAAAUGUAUUUAAUUAUUUCCACGGGAUUCUACGGGGGUCUACUCUGUGGGCUUGAUGCUGAGUUAAGCUCAUCAGUUUGACCUCAGUAGAGCUACUUUCUUUAAUUAUCAUUGUAGCUACAACUUGAAACAACCCAGAUUUCCCCCUUCCUCACUGAAUUUCCUUUCACUGGUGGAUAAUAUUGUUUAAAUUUAGUCUUAUUAUGUUAACCUAGUCAUUAGUAAAUAAGUUUUGCAACACUGAGUGUGUACACUAGCAGUAGAAUUCAGUGUUACAAACUCAGCUGAGUAAAUACUUGCAUAGUUGUCAAAUUGAGGGAGAAUUUCACUCAGACUAUGAACACUUGUAAUGGCACUAUCUCAUUAAUACACAUGCUUCACAAUGAUCUGCAAGUGAUUAGGUUUUGAUGUAUUUUAUUAUUUGAAUAUUGUCCAUUUUGAUAGUUUUUGUAAAAAGCUAAUUUCUGUAUUAAUUCAUUGGAGGAUAACAUCUCAGAGUCCAGAAAGUAACAUUUUAAAAACUUCAAUCGAUUUGAGCUAUGACUGCAAUACUGGUAUUGCAGUCUUGUAUCUUUCAAAGAACCAAAUAUGUUGUGUUUUGAAGUAUUUAAAAAAGCACUGUAAAUUUCACCCAGUUCUACCAAAGUAAUGGUUUUUUAAAUCUGUGCUAAAAUCCUUAGAAGUCGAGUGUGGACCUGUAAAAAAUGAGAUGCCUCUGAGUUAGCACCAGUGUGCAAUUUGGUAAGGGAAGUGUUGGUACUAGGGGGUUUUUGGCAAAACCCCAUGGUCCUGCCUCUUGUUGUAGAGUGAAGGGUGCCUGUUCAGAGCUGCAUCUACAUUUGUAAGCAGAUUUAUUUUACAACAACAGCUCGUGCAAAUCCUGUAAAUGGACCUUUUAGAGUCUUGUGUAUAAACAUAUCUGAUACGUAAUGAUAUUUCUAAUUAACUACCUUUAUGGCUCAGUACCAGUGAUGUUAAAUUGAGUGCUUCAUGCUAAUGUCAAGAAUGUUCGCAGCACCUUUAUUACAGCUGAUACCAAAUGACAAUUUGGUCUGACUUGUAUGCUGCAAGAUGCCUCUAGCCCAGUUGGAUUAAUUUUACGAAAAAUCUAGAUGAGCAAGAAGUAUAACUAAUCUGCUUACUAGCACUGAAUUGCUCCUUUCUCAAAGCAAUAAAUAUAUUCAUGUUGUAACAUCUGUUGUGCAGCCUACAAUACGAGUUGUUUUGUUGCAUUGUUUCUAUAUAAUUUAUUUUGUGCAAUAAAAAAUCUCUGGUUUUAUCUGA
Messenger RNA from Tyto alba (common barn owl), 10838 nucleotides. RefSeq names its product polycomb group ring finger 5 (gene PCGF5). The record is from RefSeq and is a predicted model, not a curated record. The coding region runs from base 481 to 1251 and encodes 256 amino acids. Gene Ontology annotation, biological process: regulation of transcription by RNA polymerase II. Lineage: Eukaryota; Metazoa; Chordata; Aves; Strigiformes; Tytonidae. Gene Ontology annotation, cellular component: PRC1 complex. The transcript has 12 exons.